CACAGCUCCUCCGCUCUGAUUGAUCCUUCGCUCCGGCUCCGGGCUGACACUCCACCAGUUUAUGACCGAAACGUCUCAUGGCUCGACAAGAAGAGCUCGGUAGCUAGCCGUGAAUUCCGAGAUAGCGCGUUUGAGUGAUUUUCCAGGGAGAGAAAUGAUAUAUUAUGUUAGUACUUUAACAAAUGUUGGUUGCAGACUGGGCGCAUGUUUAUGUAUGUAGGCUUAGGGCUAGUCGCGUAGUAGGUUGCUAACAGUUAGCUAGUUAGCUUCAGUGAGACACUUCCUGUAGUGCUCCUCGGGUUGGGCCUGGACACUGAGCACCGCUCCACUCGGAAUAAGAACAGCACAUCUGUUUAGUUAAUGUCACCGGAGUAAAGCACUUACUGGUGUAGGAUGCUUGUUGACUGCAGCACUAAUGCUGUCGCUUCUCUGUGCUUGGCUGCUGACAAUCUGCAGUAGCACAAUGAUUGACAUCCCUAUGCGGCCCAUCCCGAGGCACCUCCCUAAGUCCUUCAAAUGAUAUGAUAGUAGCCACCUGGAUUGCAUUCUGUGCCAGCAGGAGCCUUGCGCGGGUUCUACGACUGACCGUAGAACAGCUGCGAACUGUAGAGUUCUGGCCAAGCCUUGCAGGCAGCAGAGCCAUGGGGAACAGCUGUGUCUGCAGAGAGGACAGCGAUAUUGAGGAGGGAGCGGCGCCUCGCAGGCAGCUGAGGCGAGUGGACAAUUCUGCCACUGAUCCUCCAGAGGCCAGGAGCAGUCGGCCGAGGGACCCUGUCCGACCACCCAGACGAGGCCGGGGGCCACAUGAGCCGCGGCGCAAAAAACAGAACGUGGACGGUCUGGUGCUGGAUACACUGGCUGUCAUCAGGACUCUUGUUGACAAUGACCAAGAGCCCCCAUACUCCAUGAUAACAUUGCACGAGAUGGCCGAAACUGAUGAUGGAUGGCUAGAAGUGGUGCAGUCUCUAAUCCGAGUGAUUCCUCUGGAUGACCCGCUAGGGCCAGCUGUGAUCACCCUGCUGCUGGAUGAGUGCCCUCUGCCCACCAAAGAUGCUCUACAGAAGUUGUCAGACAUGUUGAGUCUAAGCGGCGCUGUGGCUCGCCAGGACGCCCUCAUCCCCGCCAAGCACCGCAAUACCACUGCUGUGCUGGGCUGCCUAGCUGAGAAACUCGCUGGUCCAGCUAGCAUUGCACUCCUCAGCCCAGGAACCCUGGAGUAUUUACUGGAGAGCCUGAGUUCUGAGGCCCAUCCAACUGUAAUGCUCUUUGCCCUCAUUGCUCUGGAGAAGUUCUCUCAGACCAGUGAGAACAAGCUGACUGUGUCAGAGUCAUGUAUCAGUGAUCGUCUAGCUGUCUUGGAGUCUUGGGCAGAUCACACAGACUAUCUUAAACGCCAAGUUGGCUUCUGCGCACAGUGGAGUCUGGACAACCUGUUUCUAAAAGAGGGUCGCCAGUUCACUUAUGAGAAGGUCAACCUGAACAACAUCAACGCCAUGCUUAACAGCAAUGAUGUCAGUGAAUAUCUCAAGAUCUCUCCAAGUGGUCUGGAGGCCCGGUGUGACGCAUCGUCUUUCGAGAGUGUGCGCUGUACGUUUUGUGUGGACUCGGGGGUUUGGUACUAUGAGGUCACGGUCAUCACCUCUGGGGUCAUGCAGAUUGGCUGGGCCACCAAGGACAGCAAGUUCCUCAACCAUGAGGGCUAUGGGAUUGGAGAUGAUGAGUACUCGUGUGCGUAUGACGGCUGCAGGCAGCUGAUUUGGUACAACGCUCGCAGUAAACCUCACUCCCAUCCCUGUUGGAAAGAAGGUGAUGCCAUAGGAUUCUUGCUGGAUCUCAGCAAGAAGCAGAUGGUUUUCUAUCUGAAUGGACACCAGCUUCCUCCUGAGAAGCAGGUGUUCUCCUCUGCCACGUCUGGCUUCUUUGCAGCAGCCAGUUUCAUGUCCUACCAACAGUGUGAGUUCAACUUUGGUGCCAAGCCCUUCCGCCACCCCCCAUCUGUCAAGUUCAGCACCUUUAAUGAGUUUGCCUCGCUUGCAUCCGACGAGAAGAUAAUCUUGCCCAGACAUAGACGUCUAGCCCUUUUGAAGCAGGUUAGCAUCAGAGAUAACUGCUGCACCCUCUGCUGUGACCAGAUGGCAGACACAGAGCUGAGACCCUGUGCACACAGUGGGAUCUGUAUGGAGUGUGCCUUACAGCUGGAGACAUGCCCCUUAUGUCGUCAGGACAUUCAGACACGAGUCAGACUCAUUUCCCAUGUGUCCUGACAUCAGCCCCGAAGGCCAGGGCACGGACACUCCCCCUAGCUUCCAUCCCAUCCAGUUCCCUCUGUACAAGAGAUCAACCUGACCAAUAGAAAUCAUGAUGCUGUUUCAGGAUUGGACGCUACAGCUCAGAAUGUCGAGAGGAAGGAUGGAUGGAACCUUCCUUUGUUCUAAAGAGAGAAAGAUAUUUUUUCGUCUCUUAAAGGAGGGAACACACCUACAAGACGGCCAUCCCCUGCCAGAAAGGAUGAGAGGGCUGGAAGAAAACUGGGGAAGUUGAAAGGUUUCUGAGAAGUUCAAAGCAUCAUUUCCAGAAACAUGCCAUAAAAUGCAUGUCCAAUGUAGAACAUGCAUUGCAUACACAAUCUGCCUAGGACUCUCUCCCCACAGGCGCUGAUCAGCAGUGCCUGCAUAUCUCUGUGUUCAGAUGUGUUAAAUGUAUCUGUGACUCUUCUCAUGUUUUAGUCAAACUAAAAGGCUCAACAAGAAAGACAGCGUUCCCUAACCACUUUAUUUCCACAAUGAUGCAAAUGCCUGAUUCUGAGACACACAUUGAACCUAAUAUUUUCUUCUCUCUGUCUCUCUCUCUAUCUCUCUCUUGUACUUGAAACAAUUGUGGGUUGAUUCCCUUGCAUUAUCAGUAGGAUGGAAGUCUUGAUUUGAGAAGCUGUGAUUUCCAAUGGUAUUAUACAGAUUUUCAUUGUACAGAAUGAAAAUCCCAUUUAGUAUCAAAAACUAAACAUAAAAUUGCAGAGAAUAAACUUUGACCAGAGGUCAUACAAUGUUCAGGUUGCUGUAUUGUUCAUCAAAUGACCUGAGAGAUUCAAUCAUUUGUCUUGCUUACCCUGAUUAUUUAAGGAGGAUGCACAUAUCUAAGUCUUGGAUACAGAGAGCAAAAUGUGAACUUUCUGAAACGGUUAAUGUGAGGAGGCCGCCAUCUAAAGAGCUCCAAAGAUCUAAGAAUGUGGCUGAAUUCAGAAUCGUUCUUUUUCUGAACUGUGAUGUUUGUAAUAAACGUAUGUUUUACGUGUUGCUUAA
Molecule: messenger RNA, 3299 nt
Organism: Colossoma macropomum (tambaqui)
Lineage: Eukaryota; Metazoa; Chordata; Actinopteri; Characiformes; Serrasalmidae
Gene: rspry1
Product: ring finger and SPRY domain containing 1
Exons: 15
Coding region: 522-2264 (580 amino acids)
Cellular component (GO): cytoplasm
Molecular function (GO): ubiquitin-protein transferase activity; protein binding
Source: RefSeq, a predicted model, not a curated record